Molecule: messenger RNA, 3555 nt
Organism: Naegleria lovaniensis
Lineage: Eukaryota; Heterolobosea; Eutetramitea; Acrasida; Naegleriidae
Exons: 4
Coding region: 1-3555 (1184 amino acids)
Biological process (GO): phospholipid translocation
Cellular component (GO): plasma membrane
Molecular function (GO): ATPase-coupled intramembrane lipid carrier activity; ATP hydrolysis activity; magnesium ion binding
Source: RefSeq, a predicted model, not a curated record
AUGCUUUCUCAUUCCAUUUCAGCUUCAACCGUUGUGCAAACAAGCAUCUCGGAUGUGUCCUUGUUGAGCAUGCCAAGAGAGGGGUCUUCUACUGAGCUUUUAAAUAUCAGUGAAGAGCGAGAUGUUAUGAAAGAGGUAAACGAGUUUGCUCAAGAUGAACAUCAGGUGAGAAUUAAUGAUUGGAACUGGAAUUCCAAACAAACUAAAAAGGGGUAUCUUGGAUUUAAAGUGAAGAGAUUUCCUUCCAACACUGUAAAAACAACGAAGUACACUUGGUGGAAUUUUCCAGUGUUAAAUCUAUUUCAUCAAUGUAGAAGAGUCGGAACCAUUUAUUUCGUUUUCCAGAUGAUUAUUUCUCUGAUUCCGGGUGUGGUCACGAUACCAGUCCCUCUCAUCAUUCUUCCUGUAAUUUUUAUCAUCUCUGUGAAUAUGAUACGAGAAGGAGGAGAGGACUUUCUUCGCUACCUAAAUGAUCGCAGGGUGAAUUUUCGUCACACCUAUGCGUUGAGAGAAGGAAUAUUUUGUAAAAUACAUACUUGUGACGUCAAGGUUGGUGACAUUGUAAAAGUGGAGCAAGACGAUAUAUUACCUGCAGAUAUUCUUUUAGUAGGCUCAAGUCAAGAAGAUUCAAGCUGUAAAAUUGAGACCGCCAACCUCGAUGGAGAGUCUUCGUUAAAGUCUAGAUAUUCUCCCAAGUGGUCACAGGUUUACAAUUCGAUAGAAUCUCUUUUAAAUUUGAAAGGCCAGAUCAAGUGUCAAAAACCUAAUGAACACUUGUACAAAUUCAGCGGAGCCAUUUACUUAGAGAAUGAAAAACAAGAGAUUCCAUUAUCGCAUCUUAAUUUACUGUUGAAGGGAUGCAAAUUGAAAACAGAAUGGAUAUUUGGUCUCGUUGUUUACACAGGAGAAGAUACGAAGGCAAUGAAAAAUAUGAACAAAUCGAUCGUGAAAUUCAGUUAUGUCAACAAAAUGCUGAACGUUACGGUUGGCAUUAUGUUUGGCGUGCAAAUUUCAUUUUGCUUGGCCUACACGAUUGCUAAAACAUAUCUAGAGUUUUCAAAUCCAUAUUAUUAUCUAGGUACACCAAAGUCUGGAAGCGAAAGUAUUGCCGUAGUUGCCAUCAUGUCAUUUCUCACGUAUAUCAUUAGUUUUGCUCACUUUAUUCCAGUGUCAUUACUUGUCUCUUUUGAAUUGGUAAAGGCCCUACACGCUUGGUUUAUUUCAAUGGACAAUGAAAUGGCUAUUGUUGAACGGUCUAACGAUUCCAAUGUGGAAAGUAUCAACAAGGAAAAUGCAGAUUCAAAAUUUAUUUCCUCUAUUGCCAUUUCUAGCGAUUUGAACUGUGACCUCUCUAAAAUCGACAUGAUAUUUUCAGAUAAGACCGGAACAUUGACCGAAAAUUUGAUGGUGUUCAAAAAGGCUGCCAUAGGAAGGGAUUUGCAAGUAUUUUGUGAUAGUAAUAAUGAAAAAGGAAGCUUAGGGGAAACGAUAGAGUCUUUUAAAAACCACAUCCCAAUCUGUCAGGAAAAACCACUCGAUUACACUGAUAAUGGACUCACUGAAAGGCCCCCUAUGACUGAAGAACAAUUCUUCUUCUCAAUUAUGACGUUACUAACUAUGUCUUUAUGUCAUAAUGUUUCUGUUAGACCUGUCAAACAUACUCGUGACAAUGGAGAGAAAACACAUGAAGUUACUUUCGAAGGCGAGAGUGUGGAUGAAGUGGCACUUGUAUUGGGAGCCUUGAAUAACCAAUUUUCUCUUGUUUUCAUGUCAGACAAGAAAACUGUGUUAAAAGUAUUCAAUAAGGAAUAUUCUUUUGAAAGAUUAUCAGAGAUACCAUUUACUCCAGAACGAAAGAGAAUGACGACGGUAUUCAAAAUUUCGCAGGAGUUCCUUAAAGACUUUCCAAUAUUCGAGAGAAUUUGCAUUGGCCAAUGUGAAGAAGAUAUUUGUGCUGACAAUGAUGGCGUCAUUGCUUGUUUCACCAAAGGAGCAGAUUCUUUUUUAUAUCCACUUCUUGAACAGGCCAAUAGACAGCCAAUUCAGUCGAACAUUGAUGAACAGUCAUCAACUUUUGCAAGCGAAGGCCUUCGAACCUUGCUGCUGUGCUAUAAGCUCUUGUCUAAGGAGACAUUCCAAGAAUGGAAUAUAAGAUAUAAUGCAGCAAAAUCUUUAGUUCUAGAUACCGCUAGAAAACAAGCAAUGGACAAGUGUGAAAAAGACCUUGAAAAAGAUUUGAUAUUUGUGGGAUGCACUGCAAUUGAGGACAUUUUACAAGAUGAAGUUCCAUCCACCAUAAAAUUCUUUAUGGAUUCUGGUAUUCAAAUUUGGAUGCUUACAGGUGAUAAACGAGAGACUGCGGUCAAGACGGCAGGAAUGGCAGGUAUGCUGAACGAGAAUUCCGUGACAUUCACUCUUGACGGAGACAAUGGGCUGAUUUCCGGGAGCGAAGUGUGUGCAAAGGUUAUAUCCGAAUAUUUGGCAGAAAUAGCAAAACUAUCGCAACAUCAAACCAAGAAUGUGACGUUAGUAUUGGAUGGGAAAGCGUUUUCACAUUGUUUAGACGAACCACUUGCUCUUUUCAAAGAGCUAAUCAAGAAGUGCACUAAUGUCAUUUUUUGCCGAUCAACACCAAAACAAAAAUCGCAACUAGUCACUUUUGCACGAAGAGAAUUGAAAAAGAGAGUUCUCGCAAUUGGUGAUGGAGCAAAUGAUGUUCCAAUGAUUCAAAAAGCAAAUGUAGGCGUUGGAGUUAUUGGCAAAGAAGGAAAUCAAGCCAAGAUGUCUUCAGACUUUGCAGUUCCUAAAUUUCGAAUGUUAAAACGAUUAAUUGCAGUUCAUGGAAGAUACUCUUUGAAGAGAAUUGCAACUUUCAUCAAUUACUACAUUUACAUGAAUUUAGGAAUUGUUUUUAUUCAGGUCCUAUAUUCAUUCUUUACAAGAUUUUCAGGACAAGCACUCACUGAAGAUUUUGUUGUAAUUUUUACGACGCUGUUUUUUCAACAACUUAAUCCUCUAAGUUUUGGAUUAUUUGAAAAAGAUAUUUCCGAGAGUUAUUUACAAGAUUCAAAAGUUGGACCAAAACUACUGUCAUCUCUAAGAAAGGAAAAUGUAUUUAACCUUUAUACAUUUGUGAAAUGGAUAGGAGGAGGAAUUAUUCAUGUCAUUAUCAUUUUUUUCGUGUGCAUAUAUGGAACAGAGCGAAGCAUUUUGACAAAUGGCAAAGAUGAUGGGCUUUGGAUGAAGACAGUUCUUGUCAACUCGUGUAGUUUCAUGGUUAUGAAUUUGAAAUGUUAUCUUGAAUUUGAGUAUGUGACACCAUUUCACCAUUUCGCAAUGGCCUUUUCCUUUGCGACAUUUUAUGGAUUUAAUUUGUUGUAUGCGGCAGCUGAAACUGCUCCGCUCUAUAACAUUUGGUACUCGUGUGCUCAAUCACCAGUAUUUUGGUUUACCCAUUUACUGUGUCUAGUUUCAACAUUGGGUAUCGAUUUCACACUCCAUCACCUCAAAGAGCUAUUCUUUCCAGAUUAUUAUCAACAAUUGAAGCGUAAAUGA